UGGGACGCUCGGCUGCCUGCCGUACCCCGUGGAGGACAGACGUCCCGAAAAGCUGAGCGGUCGUGCGGUCAAGGAGGCCUCCACCACCAACGGCUGCGCGAAAGGGAAGGAGAGACGAGGCCAUGGUCACCGCAGGUCACGCAGCCCCUCGUGUGAUGGGGAGCGUGUGCCGCCGCCAGCCCGGGGGAAGAAGAAGAAGAAGAAAUCCGGCCGCAAGAAGCGAAGGAGGUCUCCUUCCUACAGCCCCUCGCCUGUGAAGAAGAAGAAGAAGAAAAGCUCCAAGAAGCGAAAAAGAAACAGGUUAUCCUCAAAGAAGAGAAGACACAGCUCUCGUGGGCGCACCCGGAAAUCUCAUCGCCAUCGCUACCGUCACUGCCACUCUUGCUCGGAGAGCUCCGACUCCCACUCGCCCAGCUGCCGAAGCAGGCACAGAGCCAGGUCUCGGGAGGAAGGGCGUAAAACACGACGAAGACGUUCCCGGCACCAUUCAAAGAUCACGGCAAAGCGAAGCUCCUCUGCAGAGGUUCAGGCCAGCCAAAAAGCCAGCCAAACCCUCCCGCUCUACAGCUUCCUGUCUCCUAAGGAAAUAAUCUCUCAGUCAGGGUCUUCUGCUGACCUCUUUACCAAAACAGACAGCCCGCCUGGCAACCUAGCCAGCCAGAACGGAGAGUAUCAUGAAUAUGACUCAGGAAACGAUACUUCCUCCCCUCCCUCCACUCAAACGAGCUCAUCCAGGUCAAAGGACAGCCAGGAGAAAAGAAGUCUAGUCCAUGAUGGCUUUGGCCAUGCCUUCUCGUCCGGGAAGCCCAAACUGGCCAACAGCGAUAACAGCUCUGAUUCAGGAAAUUCCUUCACCAGUUGCUUUUCCCAGACCAAGGGAACAGCUUUGGAAAAUCUGUCUCCAGAUGCCCAGGGACAAGACCGAAGAGGGUGCCUGUCCUUGUGUGUCAGCUGUUCGGAGGAGAAGCAAAACUUCCUCCCGUCCCCAGCCCAGAGCUCCCCGCUGAGGCCGUGUUCCCGCAGUGAGUCGUACACCAGCACGGGCAGAUCCUCCCCUGGCUCCAGCCACUCCAGCUCCUCACACCACAAGGCCUCUCCCAGGUACUCCCGAAGCAGGUCCUGCUCUUCAGGAAAGAGGUCUUCUUCACGUUCCCCCAGCUAUUCUUCCAAAUCCUGCAAAAAAAGUCCUGGGAGCAGGAGUUCAAGGCCUCGUCGGAGCCCCAGUUACUCCCGCUAUAGCCCUAGCAGAGACCGUGAGCGAGAGCACAAGUAUGGCUCCAGUGAGAAGGAGUCCCACAGGGAGCGUGACCGGCAGCGGCGACGGCGGUCCUAUUCACCCCUGAGGAAACGCAGGAGAGACUCUCCCAGCCACCUCGAAGCUCGGCGCAUCACGAGUGCUCGCAAACGCCCCAUCCCCUAUUACCGGCCCAGUCCCUCCUCCUCCAGCAGCGCCAGCAGCUAUUCCUCGUGGUACAGCAGCUUUAGCCGCUCCCCAAGCAGGAGCCAGAGCUACUCCAGCUACCGGACAAGCCGGAGCCGAAGCUGGAGGAGCAGCAGCAGUGCCGAGGGCAGGAGCCGCAGCCGGAGUUCAGGCCCCAGGAGCAGCCGGAGCAGGAGCAGGAGCUAUGACUCAGGAGGCAGCUCCGACAGCCUGCAUCGCUAG
Messenger RNA from Cariama cristata (Red-legged seriema), 1663 nucleotides. It is a transcript of the gene SRRM4, whose product is annotated as serine/arginine repetitive matrix 4. NCBI's taxonomy places the organism in Eukaryota, Metazoa, Chordata, Aves, Cariamiformes, Cariamidae. The annotation marks the transcript as partial. Gene Ontology annotation, biological process: mRNA processing; neuron maturation; regulation of RNA splicing. The transcript is spliced from 11 exons. Gene Ontology annotation, molecular function: mRNA binding. Gene Ontology annotation, cellular component: nucleus. The record is from RefSeq and is a predicted model, not a curated record.